AUGAUACCUAUAGAGAUACCGGCAUCUGAUAACACACAUUCUGAUUCCCAAGAAAAUACAGAAAACGGUAUAUCAACGUUAAACGCAACUGUAACGAAUUUACCACCACAUAGUGAUGCCGGAACGGCGCUUACAGCCAUUAACGAUCUGAAAUUUUUUUUAGCAACAGCACCUGUAAAUUGGCAAGAAAACCAAAUGAUAAGAAGAUAUUUUCUAAAUAAUGAACUUGGUUUCGUAUCAUGCAUAUGUUGGAAUAAAUUAUUUUACAUAACGGGGACAGAUAUCGUCAAAGUUUGUCAAUAUAUGAUGCAAAAUUUUGGUAGAGCAAUAAUCUAUAAGAAAAAAUUUGAAGAAGGUAUAUUUUCUGACCUCAGAAAUUUAAAAUGUGGGGUAGAUGCUAUAUUGGAACAACCUAAAUCUGAAUUUCUAUCUUUUUUGUUUAAAAAUAUGUGUUUAAAGACGCAAAAGAAACAGAAAGUAUUUUUUUGGUUUAGUGUUCCACAUGAGAAACUAUUUUCAGAUGCUUUAGAAAGAGAUUUGAAAAGAGAAACACUAAACCAACAAUGCUGUACAACUGCAAUUGGUCAACCUGCAGUAUCGUUUCGUUUUAAUUUCAGUUCGUCUCAGCCCUUGUUUAAACAAUUACAAAAAUUCUUCGAAGAUAUAGAAGAAUUACUAGCAUCAGGUAAAACGUUACCUAACCCUCCAGAAAACCAAACAAAUUUAAGAAACAAUAUUCAAAAUAAUACAACCCAACAACAUCCUAUAAAUCAACAAUAUACAAAUAAUGAUGUAUCUUACCAAGUACUCCAAUCAGAUGGAAUGCCUCAACAAAUUACAGAUGGUAAUAACUCAGAAAUUCCAGCCGAAAUAAAAGAAUCAAGUAAAGAUAUCGAUGAAAGUGAGGCAGAAGAAAGGGUUUUACCAUCUAACAAUAAUAAUAUCCAUUCCACUAUUACGAAUCAUAAUAAUAUCCAUAAUAAUGAGAUAAUUUACGAGAAUAAUACUACGAAUUCUCAAGAAAUGUACGAAACCUCAACUAACCCAGAUAUUAGAUCACAACAAAUAGUUGUGGAAAAUAAGGAUUUACUUCAGAAUGAAGCCGACGAACCAAGAGAUAAUUAUUCGAAUAAUGCUGGAAAUAGUUUGAUUCAAGACACAGGUGGUCUUAAGGAUGAAGAUUUCCCAUUGGAUUAUUUCCCAGUUUCCAUCGAAUAUCCACAACAGCAACCUGUACAACAACCUGUACAACAACAGGCACCUCAAAAUGAAUACCAAUUCCCACUAUCAAACAUGAUGUCUCCUAUUGCAGCCACUGCUGCUGCUCCUAUUCUAUCUCAUGCUGGCUUUGAGAGCUUCGGCAGCAAUAUGAAUACCAAUGGCGGUUCAAAUUUACAUGUAUCAAGUGGUGCAACUAUUAGUGAAGAAGAUUCUGUACCUAAUAAUCUUAACAUUAGAUAUCAAUUACAAGUUCCAUAUAAUUCUAAUACUUCUGCAAUACAGACCCCCGUUGUUAUGACUAAUCGUAAUUUCUAUGAAAGUAGCAAAAAGAAAGCACCGACAUCUCCUCGUCCAUCAUAUCAAACACAUCAACAUCAUACAUCUUUCUCAUCAUUUGGAAACUCUCAAAGAUUAGUGUCUGGUGACCUUUCAUCAGAUGAACCACAACAUGAUGCUGGUGAUAGAUCAGGAUAUGGAGAACCACUACUUAAACCUGUCGAUGAAGUUGCUAGUCCACAUGAUGAAAAUCGAUUAUCCAGUGAUGAAAAUGAAGGUGAUCAGGAUGAAAUUCAAUACGAAGUACAACAUCCAAAUCCACAAUUUACUUCAGUUCCUCAACGGACUUCGAUAUCACACGCAACACAACCAAUGCCUCCACCUCAAGGUGUCUAUGGUAAUCAAAUGUAUUCUGGAUUUUUCUUUCCAUUGCCUUACAAUUCAGCAUCACAAGAGUUUGUUAAUUACGAACAACAACAAAAUUAUUUCCCCGAAGAUUAUUUACCUUAUAAGGAUCAACAGGAUGGACAUCCACAAUAUGGCUCAAUCCAUGAUUUCCAAGCUCAACAAUAUGGUCAACCUGCAUAUCCUUACCAGACUUCACAAGUAUCUACAACUAAUACUUCAUGGAACGUCUUACCACCAGAAGCAUUACAACCUGCAACUAAUACAUCUGCCGUAUUACCAAAAUCUAGUCAAAGACACCAAUUUACACCAAACCGUAGCACUUCAGGUUCCAAUCUCAAUUCAAAUUCACAACCUAAUCGUGGACAAAAUGGUUCAUCAUCAUCUGGUUCGAGAGUACGUUCUACUGUUAAUACAAAAUUUCCAAUUAACAAUGGACCAUCUGUACCUGCAUCUACAUCGUCAUCUUCACUAUCUACAAGACAAAACCGGGGCCAUAAUAGCACUAACAACACUAACAAAACCGAUGGACAUUCAAGAAGUUUAAGCGGUAAUAAAAUUUCAAAACCUUUGCAUACGAAACCAAGUAAGUUUCAAAGUAAAUUAAAUAAUACUUUCGCUCCGAAAUUAAAUAUCGAGAGAGUUGAAGAUUUCGAUAAUGCAGAGAUUUAA
This is a messenger RNA of Maudiozyma saulgeensis, 2574 nucleotides long. NCBI's taxonomy places the organism in Eukaryota, Fungi, Ascomycota, Saccharomycetes, Saccharomycetales, Saccharomycetaceae. The record is from the annotation of a GenBank genome assembly.